AUGGCUGUUGAGGUUUCGGGUAUGAUGGGAAGGUACUGCGACCUCAUCCUCUACACUCAGACUACGCGCGCGAAAGCCGCGGAGCCCCUACGCAAGCAGUACAUAGUGCACCUGGCGGCGGUGCCGCCGGUGCUCAACUACCGCGGCGGCUUGGCGGGGCUGGCGGCGACCGCGCCGGAGCUAGACGACAACGACCCUGAGAGCAGCCCCACCGACGCCGACGACGACGAUGAUAGCGCUCCGGUUUAUGCUCCAGGUGGCGGUUCGGGUGGCGGUUCAACCGACGAUUCUACAGCUGGCGACAGCAGCGGUGGUACAAAUGCCACGCUUGCAGCAGCGACGCUUCAAGGGCUCAGUGCGGCCCGACUCGCCACCGUUAGUGGCACAUCCGCAGAGCCUCCUCGCUUCGCUGCAAUCACAAAAUCAUCGAGUUUCGAGGCUCCUUGGAAAGCGAUAAGGCGGCUUGCGGAUCGAAUCAAGUGGCGCGCGGACGUGCGGCGGGCGAACGUGAAAUCUUUCGUCAACUUUCUGCGAGAUUCGCAGCAGCAGUUUUUGCGAAAGAAUGACAUCUCGCCGUCGCAGCUGUUCCAGAGCUACACGUACACGGUUAACGGGUUCGCUGUAUCGCUGACGAACGCGGAAGCGAAACGGCUGAAGCACCAUCCUGCCGUGGCGAGGAUCGAAGAAGACAAACUGUUUCGCGCGCUCACUGUAGACUCGCCAACUUUCUUGAAGUUGCCGACCAGCCUGUGGGCUUCAAACGGGGGGCAGAGCCGUGCGGGCGAAGAUGUGAUUAUAGGCGUGGUGGAUACGGGAAUCUGGCCGGAACACCCUUCUUUUGCAAACACGCCUGCAGACCCCUACGGCCCGGUUCCGGACCGCUGGUUCGGCGGGUGUGAAGCAACGGCGGAUUUCCCAUCCUCGCUCUGCAACGGCAAGCUCAUCGGCGCAAAGUUCUUCAACAGCGGGUUUCUCCAGGCCGGGAGGACCGUGGAUUCAGCCGACUUUUUGUCUGCCCGGGAUGGAAUCGGGCACGGCAUGUGGUGUGCAGGAGCCGCUGCUGGUAACGCCAACGUGAGUGUGGAGGUGAACGGUCAAAGCUACGGGGCAGUGAGCGGCAUGGCGCCGCGUGCGCGCAUCGCCAUGUACAAGGCGCUGUGGAUGUACGAAGGCUACCUCUCCGACAUUCAAGCCGCCGUUGAUGCUGCUGUGGCGGACGGUGUGGAUGUGCUCUCUCUUUCUUUGGGGAGGAAUCCGGUGUCCGACUAUUUUAUAGAGAUUCCCUCCUUGAAUGCGGCUAAGGCGGGUGUGUUUGUGACGAUGUCAGCAGGCAACGGGGGGACGGUUGUAAACGCUGCUCCUUGGUACCUGACAGUGGGAGCAACCACCAUCAGUCGGCAGAACUUGGCAAAGCUGACUCUGGGGAACGGGGUGGAGCUGAGGGGAGUGAGCUCUGGAGGCACGGCACAGACGGUCAAUAAAGUGCUGCUGCCCGUUUCCAAGCUGCUGCCCGCUGCUGCUGCUGCUGCUGCUGCUGCCAAGUUUGGCGCCUCUGCCGCUAAUGCUGCUGUGUGUGACUUCACUGCAAUCGAUCAAAGCAAAUUGGCUGGGAAAAUUAUCGUGUGCACGUUCCAAGCAUCAGCAGUAGGAGUCCCCAUCAGCUUCCUUGCUGCUUCCAAGGCAGCAGCGCUAGUCCUCACUGGCUCUCCCCAUAGUACAGACAGCAUACCCAUGCUCCCUUUCACCGACCUGCCCGUCCUGUUCCUCACCACCGCCCAGGCCGGGCAGCUGAACAAUUACCUGCAGCAGACGGCCAAUCCCGUGGCGACACUUAGCGAAGUCAUCACCACAAAUUCCUCCAAUGCUCCCCAAAUGACUAAGAUCUCAGCCACCGGACCAACCGUAGACCCAUCCUGGUUCCCAGUCCCAUCCGACCGCCCAACAAAUGACAUUUUAAAGCCAGACAUAGUAGGUCCGGGGUUCGAGCUCUGGUCGGCGGACCGGGGCAAGAGCGCAGCUACGGCAGCCACCGACCCUCCUAUCGUAGGGUCCAGGGCAGCAGAAGAGAAUUAG
Molecule: messenger RNA, 2073 nt
Organism: Closterium sp. Naga37s-1
Lineage: Eukaryota; Viridiplantae; Streptophyta; Zygnematophyceae; Desmidiales; Closteriaceae
Source: the annotation of a GenBank genome assembly